Molecule: messenger RNA, 1037 nt
Organism: Drosophila suzukii
Lineage: Eukaryota; Metazoa; Arthropoda; Insecta; Diptera; Drosophilidae
Source: RefSeq, a predicted model, not a curated record
AUGUAUCUGAACAACACUCGAUUCGCGGGCUCUGGUCUUGUGGUCUUCAAUCGACCAACCCGAGUGGACAGCGAGCAAAUGUUACCACUUUUCAGGCAACUUGCCGCCAUGAAUGAUGUCAAUGUGGUGCUCAAUGGACCUGUUAGAACGAUGAACAGAACUCGCACUGAAAAGGAGCAGCUGACCGAAGCGGAAUGGGCUAAUGAACUGGAGAGUGGAUCGAUCUACAUGGCCCACUCCAAUUGGCUGGACUUUGCUAGUUAUGGGUACAAGAAACCAAUAUAUAUCUCCCUUGUAAAGGAUCCCAUCGAUCGGAUGAUUACAGACUUCCACAAGAGACGCUCUUGGGUUAAGAGAACAAUAUACAGAAGGAUGUACCCAGGACGUCCUGAGAGGUCCGAUGAGUGGUACCAACAGAGUUUCAACGACUGUUUUAAAGUAUUACCCUCCUGUAGGCCCUUUAAUUCCCCACACGCUAUACAGGUAGCUAAACGAAGAGUGGAGAAAGAAUAUUCUGUGGUGGGCACAUUAGAAGAAAGAAACAUAACCCUGACUGUGUUGGAGAAAUACAUUCCCAGAUUCUUCAAUCAUGCUCGUUUUCUAUAUAAAUUGCACAGCAAAGCUAUUCGAAAUCGGAAUCGCAAUAAUCGCAAGCCCCAUAUAGAUCCUGAUGUUAGGGAGAUGGUAAGGCGGAACUUUACCAACGAAUACGAGUUCUACUACUUCUGCAAGCAGCGUUUGUACAAACAAUAUUUGGCCCUGCAACUCGAGAACAAUCUUCAUUAAAGGUUUCAGAUAAAACUAACGCCAAUAAAGAAAAUUGUUUUUACUGAAAAAAUGUAAACGUAUUUUUAAAUAUUUAAUAUUUUACAUAAAGAAAUGGUUUAUUGAGGGGUUUCUUUGUCCUAUAUUAACGUCUAAGCCGUUCAAUUUGUUUAAGAAACUGUUCUGCCCAGUUAUUUGAAUGUUUAGUUAGGCCAUAAAAAACAUACCCUUUGCCCAAAAUGCAUAUCAAGUACCAAGGAUCUAAAGGUAAA